Chlorella variabilis is the source of this 1109-nucleotide messenger RNA. RefSeq lists its product as hypothetical. Lineage: Eukaryota; Viridiplantae; Chlorophyta; Trebouxiophyceae; Chlorellales; Chlorellaceae. The record is from RefSeq and is a predicted model, not a curated record. The transcript has 11 exons. Gene Ontology annotation, cellular component: nucleolus. The coding region runs from base 42 to 1109 and encodes 355 amino acids.
CAACGCAGACAGAAGCAGUGGAGGCCCUGGCGCGGGCCGGCAUGCGUAAUCCAGUGCGAGUGAAUGUGGCAGUUACAUUUGCGCAACCCAAGGGCACAAACCGCAAGGCUCCACAGCCUGGGCCUGUGGUGCAGUCUGUGGGGCGACGCACUCCCAGCACGCUUCAGAUCCAGUAUGUCGUGUGCGAGGCUAGCCAGAAGAUGCCCCAAUUAGUUGCCUUCCUCCAGGAGCACAAGACCCAGAAGGUCAUUGUGUAUUUCCUUACUUGCGCAUGCGUGGACUUUGCAUCAGUUGUUCUGCCCCGUCUUCCUCAGUGCAAGGCGCUGUGCAUCAGUGCGCUGCACGGCAAGAUGAAGCAGGCAGUGCGCGCCACAACCCUGGCCGCGUUUGCCGCGGCACCCGCGGGAGUUCUGCUUUGCACAGACGUGGCAGCUCGCGGAUUGGACAUCCCAGAUGUGCAGUGGAUUGUACAGUUUGACCCCCCGCAGGAUCCCAGUGCCUUUGUGCAUAGGGUUGGGCGCACUGCUCGCAUGGGUCGUAGCGGCAAUGCAGUGGUGUACCUUUUCCCUCAUGAGACCAGCUAUGUGGAGUUUUUGAAGGUUCGGAACAUUCCUCUGCAGCAAGCGGCUCUGGCGCGCGCACUGCCGGAUGUGCAACCCAUUGUGCAGCGGCAGGCAGAGACAGACAGGCUGGUGAUGGAGGCGGGCACAAAGGCAUUCCUCAGCUAUAUGCGGGCGUACAAGGAGCACCACUGCAGGUUCAUCUUUAGACUCCAGGUUGGCUGGCAAGGCUGCCAGUGCGCCAUCACAUUGCCGGUCAGGCCUGGCCGUGAGGUUCGGUUCAAGGACAAGGCGCGAGAGAAGCAGCGGCAAGCAGCCUUGAAGCAGCGGCUUAGGCAGCGACGGGAGGCUGCAGCGCAGCCCGAGCAGCAGCACAAGGCCCCUCUGAAGCCUGAGGUGCACCUGCCAGCAGCUAAACGGCGCAAGCUGCAGGACAAGGAAGACCUAGACGAGCUGCAGCGAGACUAUUCACUGAUGCGAAGGCUGAAGAAGGGGAAGAUUAGCGUGGCAGAGUUUGAGUUGGAGACUGACCCGCAGGAGGGGCUGUAG